GAGCCACGCCGACUGAAUCAGAGAUCCGUAUUAUCCCUAUUAACACUCUUGCCUUGCCCCAGCCUCACCUUACAACACCCCUGCUCUUUCAUUUGUACCUACACCUAAGUUUCCCUCUUAACUCAGCAUGGAGGCAGAAGACAGCAACCUCAGCAUCAUGACGGGGGACAGCGAGGCGGAGCAGCAGGGAAGGGAAGGCAUUUCGGUCAUCAAGGACGGGAAGUAUUCAGAUUUAACUAUCACAUUAGCGGACUGCAAUGUGUCUUAUAAGGUACACAAGAUUUACCUGGCGUUAGCUUCCUCGGUGCUGGAGGCUCUGAUCGACGACUUGCGGUGGGGGGAAGAGCUGGUGCUGGAGGAAGGGUCGCCCGAGGCCUUCCUCUGGCUGCUGCGGUUCAUCUACGGCUGCGACCCGCCGAUGGAGAGCAACAAGCUGGCCGUUAACGUGGCGUGUCUUGUGGGGCGCUACAAGGUGAAGGCGCUGCACCCGAUCUGUUUGGAGUGGCUGGAUAACAUUCUGAAGAGGGACACGGUGCUGGAGGUGUACAACGCUGCUUACAUCCUGAAAAACACGCUGCUUGUCACCAAAUGUCUGCAGCUGCUUCUCACCUGCACGGACCAAGUGCUCGCCUCCCCACAGGUGUGCUGCCUCGCGGAGGACGCCUUCACCUUCCUGCUGGGGCACUCCCUCUGUGUCAAGUCAGAGGCUGUCAUCCUCAACGCCGCCAUUGCCUGGGGGCGAGAACGCCUGCCGGCCGAUCAGAAGGCCAGCGGCGCGGCUCUACACCACAAGCUCAGGAACGUGCUGCCCCACGUGCGUAUCUUGACCCUGAGCGCUGAGGAGAUCGUGCAGGGGGUGAUGGCGAGCGGCGUGUACAGCCCCGAGGAGUGCCAGGCCAUCCUGAUGCAUAGGACGCAGACAGCCGGAGCCCCGCCCCUGCCAGAAACAUGCUGCACGCUACUCACCAAGAGGAAGUCCCUCGAUGCUUUCCCGCUGAGCCACGUGCGCCUCCCGGGGUCCAGGAACUCGACCCUGCUUCCAGGCGAGCUGGCGCCAAAUCAGGAGCUUGUGCUGGUGUCCGGGCUUCGCGUGGACGCGCCGGUGGUGCUACAGCGCGUGGAAGGCCGUGGCGUGCUCCUGAGGGAGGUGACUGCCGCGGUCAAAGACACUGCAGGCCGCACCCUUUACACGGCAGCCAUGCACGAGGGUGUGUUUGAUGUGCCAGUGGCCCUGGACCCUGACAAGGUGUGUACCCUCAUGGCCAAGAUACGUGAAGACGAAUGGUACUAUCACGCUCUGUACCCCUUCACCGCUGGGGCUGCCGGCGUGCACUUCAAUGGGGAGCACGCCUUCCUGUCUGAAGGCUGCGACCUCUACUUCUGGCGCCUGGACCAGUACGUCCGUGUGGACCUGUGAGCAUCUUUCUUAGUGUGUGUGUGUGUGUGUGUGUGUGUGUAUGCUAACUUGUCUUAUUGUUUAUUUGCCAAGCAAGGAUAAACUUUCUUUUAAUUUUACUAUGUGUGUGUGUGUGUGUGUGUGUGUGUGUGUGUGUGUGUGUGUGUGUGUGUGAUUAAAGGGAAUAUUUCAUCGUUGAAAAAAGUUGGAAUAUGUUUGUAAAUUGUACGUGGCAUUAGAGGUUCUGGAAAAAGUUGGAUGGACAACAAUUAAGAUGUAAUGACAACAUUCAUGGAACUAAAGUUUGUCUUAUAUUGUAUUCUGUUAUUGCUCAUUAAAAAUCCUGCACAUUCAUCCUUUCUUUCACUGCGAGG
Messenger RNA from Portunus trituberculatus (swimming crab), 1770 nucleotides. RefSeq names its product BTB/POZ domain-containing protein 6-like. Lineage: Eukaryota; Metazoa; Arthropoda; Malacostraca; Decapoda; Portunidae. The transcript has 5 exons. The coding region runs from base 128 to 1417 and encodes 429 amino acids. Gene Ontology annotation, molecular function: protein binding. The record is from RefSeq and is a predicted model, not a curated record.